Messenger RNA from Cadophora gregata, 1515 nucleotides. It is a transcript of the gene OXA1, whose product is annotated as Mitochondrial inner membrane protein oxa1. Gene Ontology annotation, biological process: protein insertion into mitochondrial inner membrane from matrix; mitochondrial respiratory chain complex IV assembly. Gene Ontology annotation, cellular component: mitochondrial inner membrane. NCBI's taxonomy places the organism in Eukaryota, Fungi, Ascomycota, Leotiomycetes, Helotiales, Ploettnerulaceae. The coding region runs from base 1 to 1515 and encodes 504 amino acids. Gene Ontology annotation, molecular function: membrane insertase activity. The transcript has 3 exons. The record is from RefSeq and is a predicted model, not a curated record.
AUGAUUCCCAGCAGAGGCCUCCGCUGGUCCAGCCAGGCAAUUGGGAUUGGCAGACGACGUAUACAACCUGUAACAACCAGACAAUUCUCUUCAACACCAGCACAACACCGAGCCCAUGGACUCCUUUCCCAGAACCGCGCAACCCUCCCAGGGACAACAUAUAGCAAUCUUAGAUUAUCGCAGACGAACAAAUUAAUACGAAAUGCCGCCAGCGUACGGUUUGCAUCCACAACUCCUCUUCCAGCUCCAACACUCGUAACAAAUGCCUCCUCCACUACCACUACCGAUGGUGCAAAUUCCGCAGCAACAGGAAUUCCCACGGCAUCUGCAUCAGAAGUCUCGUCAAACAUUACUUCAUCCCUCGACAGCGCCACAGAUUUCACAUCCGAAUCGCUUUACGACAUCCCCGAACACAUUGGAUACCUCCACGAACUCGGCCUCCAAUUCGGGAUAGGUCCAACAUCUUUAAUGCAAUGGAUCAUCGAGCAUAUCCACAUCUAUGCCGGGACUCCCUGGUGGGUAUCUAUCUCCCUCGCAGCUAUCGCCAUGCGAGCCGUCCUUUUCAAAGCCUAUAUCGGUGCCGCAGACAACGCGGCCAGGAUGCAGACAAUCAUGCCAAUUACGCAACCUCUGACAACCAAAAUGCAGGAGGCCAACCGGGCGGGGAAUACCGAUUUGGUGAUGCAGCUGAGAGCUGAGAUGCAGAUGAUUAGUAGCCGGGCAGGUGUCAAGCUGUGGAAGGGCUUCGUGCCUAUGUUGCAGGUGUUCGCUGGAUUUGGAACAUUCAGGCUCUUGAAAGCCAUGUCGGCUAUUCCCGUGCCAGGCUUGGAGACAGGUGGAUUCCUGUGGAUUUACAACCUGUCUGUUCCAGAUCCAUUCUUAGUCUUGCCGAUUGCUACGGCUGCGGUGUUGCAUACAUUGCUACGCAAAGGAGGCGAAAUGGGCUCUAUGAACCUCUCCCCCGAAAUGACCAAAGCCCUGAUGUGGGGAUUCCCCGCCCUCUCAUUGCUCUGCACCUGGUGGCUCCCCGCCUCCGUGCAAAUCUCCUUCUUCGUCUCCGGCCUCCUCUCCAUGGGUCAAGCCACGCUCUUCCGCAAAGACUGGUUCCGCAACUACUUCAACAUGAUACCUCUCCCCGCGAAGAAAACCCCCAACGCACCAGGCGCCCCGAAAUUCCGCGGCGAUCUCAAAAUUGCAGCACCAUUCAACCCCGUCCUGUCCCAAUCGCAACUGAACUCCAGGUUUCAGGAUGCGGGCGCUGCGGCGGAGAAGAAGGCGGGUGUUAUUGGGGAGAUUACGGGGGCGUUUAGUGGGGUUGUUGAGAAGGGGAGGGAGAAGUUGAGGGAUAAUAGCGAGACGAGUCAGGCGAAGAGGCAGAUUCAGGAUAAGAAGGCGUAUGAGUUGAAGAGGAGGGAGGAGAUCAGGCUAGCGAGGAAGGAAGAGAUUAGGUUGGAGAAUCUAGCGACGAAGGCGAGGAGGGCGAAGAGGGCGAAGCUGGCGUCCAAGGAGAAGUGA